AUGAGAACAUUGGGCUUCCUGCUGGCUGGGCUCCCACUAGUGGCAUCCUUCAACCAUCCUGGCUUGUUAGUUUCCAGCAAUGAUGUGAGCAGACUUAAGGGGAAACUUGCCGCAAAUCUAGCACCGUGGAAGACCAGCUGGGAAGUACUUACAUCUAUGGACUCUGGUAAUGUUCCUUACACCCCGCAAGCUGUUGAGGGAAACACUUCAUAUGCCGAUGCGGCGGCGGACAUUCUGACCUCUUGGGCUGAGACUCUCACUUCGUUGGGGGCAAACGAUGAUCAGUACAUCGUGGCGGGUCUACAGGGACAUGAGAUGGCGAAUGCCGGAGAACUGCUGCGAGACUAUGCUCCUUUCAGAGAGAACGGACUCGCUUCUUUCCAAACGAUGAUGCAGGAAGUUUUCUUAGAAAAGAAUAUGUAUUUCCUCAACCACCUGGAUGGAUCGGAACAUAAUGUGCUACAUUUUUUCGCCAACUGGGAGCUUGCCCAGGUCGCCUCAGUCUUGGCUAUUGGUGUCUUGACGGACAAUAAGACCACGUGGGACUUUGGUAUCAAUUACUUCAAGAAUGGAUCCGGCAAUGGCGCAAUCAAAAAUGCAAUCACAACUAUUGUCGAAGAACCCGGUACUGGUAGGCCCUUGGGUCAAGGACAGGAGGAGGGUCGUGACCAAGGUCAUUCGUCACUGGACUAUGCUCUUCUCGGUGUUAUCGCUCAACAAGCAUGGAACCAGGGCGAAGACCUAUACGCGUACAACAACAGUGCAAUUUUGCUCGGUGCUGAAUACUUCGCUCGGUACAAUCUCGGAUACGACGUUCCUUUCGUAAACUACACCAAUGGCAUUAUGGGCUGGGAGGUGCUCUACAAUCAUUAUGUUAAAAUCAAAGGGCAAGACGCUCCUUGGACCACGAAGUACUGGAACCUAGCUUUGGAGACUUGGGGUACUGAGAUUGGCUCUGGGGCCUACGGUAGUCCAGCGGUGUCUGGUUACUAUGAUACCUUGGGCUGGGGCACUAUUCUCUACCGACUGGACGACAGUGACAUGGCUGCAGCUCGUGCUGCAUCUGGAUCUUCAUUAUCAUCUUCCAUACCAUCUUUCAUACCAUCUUCUGUCCCAUAUUCAGUUGCAUCCUCGUCAAAGGCAGCAUCUUCAAGUACGUCAUCCACGACAUUUCCCUUGAGUGCACCAAUUUCGACCGCUCCAUCUUUUUCAACCAUGGUCAAAGCCUCACCAGCCUCAUCUUCAUCCCUCAACCUCUUGUGA
Aspergillus japonicus CBS 114.51 is the source of this 1263-nucleotide messenger RNA. Its product is annotated as chondroitin AC/alginate lyase. The record is from RefSeq and is a predicted model, not a curated record. NCBI's taxonomy places the organism in Eukaryota, Fungi, Ascomycota, Eurotiomycetes, Eurotiales, Aspergillaceae. Bases 1 to 1263 code for a protein of 420 amino acids. Gene Ontology annotation, molecular function: lyase activity. Gene Ontology annotation, cellular component: periplasmic space. The transcript is spliced from 5 exons.